AUGGAGUUCACAUCUGUUACUGCCAACAACAACAAUAUUAAUAACGAAAGCAAAAAUACUUUUCAAUUUCUUGCUUCUAGUCCUCCAAAGCAAACUAAAACACAUCCACCACCCUCGACUGUUAUUCAUAAAGCUAAUUAUAAACAUAACCCUUUAAAGUCACCAGUAGAAUUACGACAAAAACGUAUAGAACUUGACGUACAACUUCGUAGGAAACAUCAACCAGAAUUUGAUUUGAGUCCAAAAGAUAUUGAAAAAUUGAAAUCAGGUUUAAAUGUUGGAUGCGUCUAUGUAGAAACAAAGAAGUCACUCCAAGGAUUAUUAAUUUUAGAAGAAUCUCAAGCUAAAGGAGAAUUACUUAUCGCAAAUGCAAACGUUGCGUUAGAUGUAUUGAUUGUAUUGACAGAUUGCAACGAAAAGUGGACUAUCUUUUUCAUAACCAAAGUUGAAAAUCCAGUCGAGCAAUAUUACAUUGUAACUGCAGUAAUUGAUGACCGUGGCAAGGCAUUAAGUAUAAUCAAACAUUUUGUUUUAGAACAGGGAAGCAAAUUAGAUAACAUUAUAGGAAUGAAUAAGAGAGAGAGUUCAGAAAAAAUUAUAAAUAUUGAAGGACCAUUAUCAAAAAAGGCGAAGUUCAGAGAAGCUGUUAUAUUUUGUGAUGAGAGAAUGUUGGAUAUGAUUCCGGAUAUGACAGAAGAUGAAUUAUUUCGUAUGAAAAUGAGGUGGGAAUUAAAGAUGCUUGAAAAAUUGGUUCGUAUGGAUGAGAAACCCAUUAUACAACAGUACAUAUCAGCUUUUAGUGAUGAUUACGAAAAUCAUGAACCCUCUGGUUUAAUGUCAAUGUUUGCAUAA
Entrophospora sp. SA101 is the source of this 852-nucleotide messenger RNA. NCBI's taxonomy places the organism in Eukaryota, Fungi, Glomeromycota, Glomeromycetes, Entrophosporales, Entrophosporaceae. The record is from the annotation of a GenBank genome assembly.